This is a messenger RNA of Penaeus chinensis, 6636 nucleotides long. Its product is annotated as zinc finger CCCH domain-containing protein 14-like. The transcript has 17 exons. Lineage: Eukaryota; Metazoa; Arthropoda; Malacostraca; Decapoda; Penaeidae. Gene Ontology annotation, biological process: regulation of mRNA stability. Gene Ontology annotation, molecular function: metal ion binding; poly(A) binding. The coding region runs from base 105 to 2975 and encodes 956 amino acids. Gene Ontology annotation, cellular component: cytoplasm; nucleus. The record is from RefSeq and is a predicted model, not a curated record.
CUUAAGCGACCAUUAUCACGGAGCCAGAGACUGAGGUGAAAAUUGUUUACGUUGAUGUAAACUCUGGAUCUCGCAGACGGACUUUUACACAUUUUUCCUCUGCCAUGGAAGGCGUAGGGUCAGAGGUCAGCCUUAAGAUAAGGUCUGCAAUCAAAGCAAAACUAGUGGAGCUUGGUACAUAUGUAGAUGAGGAACUACCAGACUACAUCAUGGUGCUGGUGGCGAAUAAGAAGACGAAGGACCAGAUGGACGAUGACCUGAGUCUUUUCCUGGGCCACAAUACUGAGCGCUUCACAUCCUGGCUCCACCACGUACUUCAAAAACUCAAUGCAGCUGCACUUUUGCAAGUCACUACACCACAAACAGAUGACACUAAGAAGAAAGAUGAAGAGGAGAAGAGGAAAGAAAGAGAAGAAGAAAAGAAAAGAGAAAGAGAGGAAGAGAAGAAACGUGACAAGGCAGAAGAAGGUAAGAGAGCCAAAGAGGAGGAGAAGAGGAAGCUAAAGGAGAAAGAAAAGGGAGAGAGGAAAAGAAAGUCUAGUGAGAAGAAGGAUGAUAAGAAGGAGAAAAAACUAAAGAAAUCAGAAUCUCCAGAAUCUCAGGAUAAAUUUAUCAAAGAGAAAAAAUCAGUUGUGGAGCCUGUGAAGCUCACCAGGUCAAAAGAGGUCAGCAAAGAAAAGGAGAACAAGGAAAGAGUCAAAAUAACAGCUCCUCAGGAUGAACCAUCCUUGGAGAAAAGCCAGCCUCCAGUAACCUCUACAGUGAGUUCCACUGGGGGCAAAACCCUCAAGAAGAUCAAGCCGCAGAUGAGGGGCAAAGUAUCGUCGGCAGACAUUUUCCGUGCCGAAGCUGCGGGUGGAGGGGAGACAAUGAAGGAGGAGGAGGAGGAAGAAAUUGAGGAGGACAUGCUUGAGCUUAGAGCAGAUAUUGAUGAAUUGGUUCUCGAACUGGAAGAGGAGCCUGCACCAAGAAAGACCAAAGUUGACCAGAAACAAAAGACUGCAGUCUCGAAACCAGAAGUAAGAGCGGAGGUGAAAGCAGAGGCCAAGGUUGAAUCCAAGGUGGAACUAAAGACAAAGACAAAAUCCAAGGUCGAGCCCUCCAACCCCCCGGUUCGACUGUCUGCUAAGGAGAGACUGGGAACAGCUGUUGCACAAAAGACAGAGCAACCUAAGGAGAAGGUGUCUGUGUUAGAUCGCUUAGGAAGUUCAACGUCUGGUGGUCGUCGUGUGAUCAAUUUGCGAGAGGAAUCAAGUUUCCCACCUCGUCCUGAGCCUUCUUCUACCACAGCCAGUAGUGGCAUGGCUCGUGCUGUGUCUAGUGCCAUAACUUCAGCUCAAAGAUCAGUGUGUGUUUUGCCUUCAUCCACAACUUCAUCUGGUAAAAAGUUAGAGGCCCGUGUGAGACCUCUCAUGUCAAAGCACAUAGAAUCAAGAAAUGAAUCCUCAAGUAGAGAUAGAGAUGGACAGUCAAGAGAGGUUUCAAGCCGAUCGACCUCGAGAGAUGUUCCCAGCAGAGCGACAUCAACAAGGGUAGUGUCAGCUGUAGGAGCAGUCCUAAAAAGACCACAUAGUCAGGUGGAUUCGGAUGAUGAGGGAUAUGAUCCCAAGAAGCCUCAGUUGAGUGGCAUGGCCAGCAAAGUAGAGGUUACUCCAAGGCCUAGACGCCCAGGUGCCAUCCAAGCGAAUACAGCUCUUAUCCUUCGAGCAAUGGCUGAUGCACACAAAUCCGUAAACAGACCAUCAAGGAACUUGCCAACAAAAGCAGAGCCUGUUCAAAAAAAACAAAAGGGUGAGUUGUUUACCCGAGGGUACCGCGAACGAGAACAGGCCCGCCAAAAGGACCUCCCUACUGAAGGUGAACUAAGGGUCAGAAAGAUUGCCAUCACAGUCCCUAAUGCAACAAGGAAGGAGAGUGAAGAGCAGCAAAGAGAUGAAGAAGACAAGGAGGAGAUGAUGCCAGGAAUUACCAGCUCUUCAGAUGCACUGGUGAAGGAAGAAGCAAUGGAAGAUGUUGUUCAGCAGGAGGAAGUCUGUGAUGAAAUGGUUCCUGAAGUUCCUUAUGGUAUGGAAGAGGUUGAGGAAGUUGAAGUUGAGGAGGAGGUAGUUGAUGAAGGAAUUGAGGAGGACCAACCUCUCCCUGGCGCAGACCCCCCACAGCCAGUAGUGCCUCAUGUUGCAGGGAGAGAGAACACCAAGUUCAUAGUGACACUUGAAGGAGUGGAUACCGAUGUUUUUGAGAUGAGAGAUGAUCCUCCUGACAUUCGGUCCCGCCUUGGAGCUCGCCCCAUCCGCAGUGAUAGUCUUGAGGAAGUCGAGGAGUACAUUGAAGAAGUAGAGGAGUGGGAAGAAGAGGAAACUUCAAGUGACAUGACCCGGGGAGGCUCAUUACCUGGUGUUGGGCUAAUAGCAGGUGUCAAACCCCGGCUCAAGAGUGCCAUCUCAGUGUCAUCAGGGCAAGAUGGUGGUGGAGGCAACAAAUUUGAGGAGCGCUGCAGGUACUGGCCUGCAUGCAAAGCAGGAGAUUCAUGUCAGUACCAUCAUCCCACUCUGCCUUGCAUAUCCUUUCCAUCAUGCAAAUUCGGUGAUAAGUGCCUGUACAUACAUCCUAACUGCAUAUACGAUGCGGCUUGCACACGAAGGGGCUGUCCGUACACCCAUGCAAGCACAAGAAGCUUAGCUCUCACAACAGCUGCCGUAAGCAUUAAACACAAAAUACCCCCAAGUAGACCUUCCAAGAUCAAGUGUAAAUACUUCCCAAAAUGCACCAACAUGUCCUGUCCAUUUCUUCAUCCAAAGGCGUGUUUCUAUGGCAUGUCAUGCACCCAGGCCAGCUGCCCCUUCACCCAUCCUGAUGUCACCAUGCGUUCGAAGCUGAAGUGGAUUGCCCCAAAGAGCACAUCGCAAGUCUCGGCAGCAUCUGCGCCAACAGAUUUGAUUAAAAUACAAAACAAAGAAAAGGCUGUAAAAGAAUAGUGUGGCCUUCAGACCACAAAGAAUGAUAGCAAAUUCUAUUUGUAUAUUCUUAAAUCAUCGCUUUGUAGCUGAGUAGCUAUGUAGGUUAUUUAGAUAGAUUAUCAGCUGUAUUUAAUCAGAGUGUUAGGAUUGGUAGAUGUUUGAUAGAUAUAAGUUUUCAGAAUGGUAGAUAUAUCUCUUUCGAAUGUUUGAUGACAAUUCAUUGUCAGGGGAUUAGUGUUGUUGAUAGAUACUAAGAUAAAAUUAUACAUUAGAAUGGCAGUAUUAAAAUAAACACUACCAUUAGGGUUUUCUGAGAAAUGAAAUAGUUUUACUUCUGUAAGUGUAAAGCUAAUGUGGAUAAAGGGAAAGAGAACAAGAGAAGUGAAGAAACAAAAGAAGUGAAAGGAUAGGUCUAAGUCAGAAUAUGGUUAGUUAAAGAAUAUAACUAAUGUUUGUAUUUAGUUGUAAUGUUUGUUGAUGAAUUAAGAAUGGAGGGUGGAAGAAUGUUCAUAGGAUGUAGACUGUGUAAAAGGAUUUCUCUUUUCUCUCCAUAUUCAUUACACAGAUGAGGGUCAUGCCAUAGAUAUGAAGUAAUAUUUCAUUUUUUCAAGAACAGAUAGUGUGUAGUGGCUAUUUUGUAUAUUGCCAUUUUUAAUGAUAUAUGUUGUUAAGUCAAUUUUACAUAGGCUGUGUUGAGGCAGUGAUGUGCUCGUACAGAAUUAAGAAGUUUUUAUCUUCUUAAAAGAUAAUAUCAUGCAAUCAUGUGAAGAUGAACAAAGCUAUCUAAAGAUAUUCAUUAUGUCUUUCUUUAUCUUCUUCUCUUGUCAUCUUCUUCCCCUUCUUAAGGAAUAUAUUAGAACUUAUUUGUGUCAUACAGAGACUUACAAAUUAUGUCAGAGGGUGAAGUAUGAGAGAUAACAUUUUAAAUUUUAGUUGUUAAUGUGCAGAAAUGUUAAGAAUGCUCAAUAUAAUUGAUAGUGCUUUAGCAGCUAAAUCAUUUCCUUGUUUCCUAAGAAUUGACAAUAGUUGGUGUUGAUAAUCAGUUUACCAUAAAAGCUUCCUGUCCAAAACCUCUUGAAAGUCACAUAGCAUUAUUUGAAUGUAAGAUUAGCUGAAUUAUUUUUAAAAAAUCCACCCCACAGUAGGUCUCUCAAGUGAUAUACUAAGUAGUCACAGAUUAGUGACAAGUUUGAGAAGUAUCUUUUGGUACUACAGGUUGAGACAUUAGUGGUAUUAGAUUACUGUUAUAUGCUUUAUAGGAAUCAGUAGAUUAGAAAUAUAAUAAUAUAAUUUUGUAUGAGAGAUCUUGUUAUUCUCAAAGUGAUGUCAUGCCAGGGUUAUUAGUAUAAAGAUAGGCUUUCAUCUCAUUAAGAAAUGAUUCAUCUUCUGAUACUUGUUUCUCCUAACCUUCACUUAUACUUUUAUUUCCUUGAGUCCUUAUAGUAGUUAUCCAGGAUUUUGCAAGUCUCUGUGUUAUGGGUGUUUUAGAAUUCACAAAUCUUAUGGAGUCUUUGCACAAUUAUAAGCCUUUUCUUUUCAUUGUUCUUGUUUUAUUCAGUAGUAUCACACUUAGGUUAGUGUCACUUACAAACUGGUGAAUAAAGAACAAGAAAAGCUUUUUUUAAUUUAUUAAUGAAUGAUGCAUUUUUUGUAGUCAUACAUUCUGUUGUACUGGAAAUAAGUUUCAUUUUUGAAGACAUAAUAUUUAUAAGGAAAAGUAAUUAUAAGUAAAUGAUUGUAGUUUAUCAUAUAGUAUCACAUCCAACAUCUUUCCUAGGGUGUAUUUAAAUAGAACAAAAACAAUUUUGCCAAGUUCUUCAACUCUUGGUUUGUUAAUGAAAAUAAGCUGGUGGAAUACACUACAGCAUUUGUGAAUUUCCCUGUUUUCAAAUAAGUAUAUAUAUUGUGAACUUUUGAGCUUAUUGCAGUAUCUUUUAUGUUGUAAAUUUUCAUCAGAGAAUCUCGGAAGGGAAAGCUUGCUAAAGUAAGUUAUGAAUUAGUUGUUAGUAUUUCAAUGUGUUUUUUCUGUACAUCAAUUACUGGUCAGACUGGUCUCAACAUCCUAUGUUUUUGUCUGUUUACAUAUCUGCAUGAGCAGGAAGUGUUGACUGACUGUUAAGAUACGCAUAAAGAUAUACAGCUAUGUACAUAAUUAAAAGAGACAUAUUUGAACUGUGUAAAUAAUAUGACGUAUGAUUCUGUUGUUCCUGUCAUGGUUAGGGCAAUUAUAAAGUUCACUGGCAUUAAUUAUUUUAGACAAAGUUAAACUUUUUCUGACUUGUUAUUGUGAGUUUGGAGGGAGAGAACAAUGUACUUUUUAUAUUUGCAACAAUAUAAGAUUUUGAUUUUGAUUUCAAGAAAGUGGUUUUCUUUUAUGUUUGAUUACCUCACGUAUGUUCUACAUUGUUUUUGUCUUCAGUUUAUUCUUUUGGGUCUUUUCUUUUUCUGUGUUUUUGUUAUGGGAUACACACUAGAUGGUUUGAUUUUUAUAUAUGCCAAGUACAUUACACUAUUAUGAUAUAUGUACCAGAAAGUUCUUAAAAAAAAUGAUAAGUUUAUGGUUUAUCUAAUAGUUGACCUUCAAAAGUAAAAAAAAAAAAAAAAAAAAAAAAAAAAUAUAUAUAUAUAUAUAUAUAUAUAUAUAUAUAUAUAUAUAUAUAUAUAUAUAUAUAUAUAUAUAUAUAUAUAUAUAUAUUGGACUGUAAAACUUUGACUGUAAUCAGCACUAUUGGUAUGUGUGCUGAAAUGAAGUGAUAAUUUUGUUGGGAUGUAUUGUGUGCAGCACUGAACGUGAUUGUGAUUACAUCAAUGAAGACUUGCACAGAAAUUUCAGUUAUACUUUUUAUUUUAGCAAGUGGAUGAGUAAAUUGUUGAUCCAGUUUCCACAUCACAUGAAAAUUUAUUUUGAUACUAUUUAAAAGGAUUCUUAUUGUUUUGAUAUCUCUUUCUAACAGCUGUUUUUCAAAUGAGAAUGGUAUUUUUAAGAGAUGGUGUAUGUGCUAUCUUUUUGUUUUCAAUUUCUGUGAAUGUAAAAUCAGCAGCUAUACAGCUUAUGGAACAGUGAUGUAAAAUCAACCUACUUAUGUAUAAGAAGGUUGUGUUUGCAUAAUAUUGACAUAUGGUUAGUCAGUACAUUACAUGCACUGUUGAGGAAUCUUAGUAGGAUAAAGUAAGGCAUUUAUUUACCCAUUGUGUAAUUUCAUGAUUGUCAAUUUUAGCUGCAGAUGCUUGUUUAGGUUUGAUUAGGAAAUGGUCAGAGUUCUUCUACUUGUGUUGAGUACUCUUUACUCCUUACUUGUAUUCAGUGACAGCACUUAGUGCUCAUUUUUUACUGUUGCAAAAAUGUGGUUGAGAAGUUGAAGCUCAUUGGCUGAAUGCAACAUUGGUAAAUGGUGUUGUAUGUUGGAUAACUUUCAUAACCAACCAGGUAAUUAUCAAAUGACUGUCAUCUCCAACCUAUCACCCUGUCAAGUGCACCUUUGUCCUAAUAAAAAAUCUAGGUAUAGGGUAAGAUUUUGAUGAAAAUAAUAAAAGACAGGAUUGAUCUGUUGCAAUCAUCAGCAUGUACAAACAUUGCUAACAAGUGUAUGAAUUCCAUGUAAGUUCCUUUUAGCAAAAUUUGUUAAAUGUUGCUUUGGUAUUUUAGGUGAAUAAAAGGAAUAACAACAAUAAUAAUAAU